Pocillopora damicornis (cauliflower coral) is the source of this 1764-nucleotide messenger RNA. Its product is annotated as usherin-like. NCBI's taxonomy places the organism in Eukaryota, Metazoa, Cnidaria, Anthozoa, Scleractinia, Pocilloporidae. Gene Ontology annotation, biological process: animal organ morphogenesis; tissue development. Gene Ontology annotation, molecular function: protein binding; calcium ion binding. The record is from RefSeq and is a predicted model, not a curated record.
AUGAACACUGGUGCUCAUUUCUUGAACAGCACUGCUGUAAUAGUUUCCUGGAGUCCUCCCCAGAUCCCCCAGGGGGUCAUUAGUCGCUACGUCAUUUACAAGUGCCAACCUCCCUCUAGCUCAGUUGCCGAGAUAGCUGUGGAGUUGCCUGGGUCUGAGCGACAGGCCCUGGUCGCAGGGCUGCAGCCGUACACUCAAUAUAAGUUCACAGUUACAGCAUGUAACAGUUUUGCCUGCUCUGGGCAAAGUCCGCAAGCUCUUGUACGGACAUCAGCGGCAACUCCCGAACAACAGGGACCUCCCUCGGUCCUCUCAGUUGAUUCAUCCACGGUGUACCUUAGAUGGCCUCAACCUCAGAUCCCUAACGGCCCAAUACCGCCGAGUUAUAACCUGAGCCGAGCUUACUCAGCCCUGCACUUCCCACCCCCUGUGGUGUCAGAAGGCGUGCAUUAUCCAGGUCUUGGAUUCUACAAGUUUCCUUCAGACUUUGUUCGAGCUGGUGCAAGAAAUGACAUUCAAUUCUGGUUUCGAACCCAGUAUGCGUCAGGUUUGCUUCUCUUUCUGGCUUCAGAUGGCUCACAGACUGACAUGUUAGCAGUUCAAUUAAAGGAUGGAAAGCCAUGGUUAAUAUUCGAUUGUCAAGAUGGCCCUGCUGCCUUUACGAUCAACCAGCCAGUCCGCUUUGACGAUGGCGAGUGGCAUCUGUUGAAGGUGUUACGUGUCAGCCGUCGAGGGACCCUGAAGGUGGACGGUUACCAAGCCAGUCAGGAUAGUCCAGGCGCCGCCACCGUGAUAUCGGCAAACACUGGGGUUUAUAUCGGCGGUCUUCCUUCCUCAUUUAAAAUUCUUCGGACGGACACAGGAAAUUCCAAAAUUGACAAGAUCAACUUUAUCGGCUGUAUACGUGGUGUCACUUCAGAACAGGCUGCUUCUGUUUCAAAGCAGCUCGAUUGGACUUCUGCGUUAGAAGCAGUCAGUGUCGAGCCUCAGAGAAAUGGAUGUCCAGAGAGAGACAACAAAAGAGCCUUGUUCCUCAGAGGCGGUGGCUAUGUCGCUAUGGACUCAAAUGUAGCGGACAUUUUUACCAAUAAUAUAUUUAGCUUUACUUUGAAGUUCCGCACUCAGCUGUCAUCAGGGUUGCUUCUGUUUAUGCACGGAUCAACAACCACAUUUUUCAUUCAAUUUUCUGAAAAUCGAGUUGAAACGAAAUACGUCACGUCUAGUGUGCAGGACAAUGUGACAGUUUAUUCGCCAUAUGGUGAAAUUUGUGAUGGACAAUGGCACAACAUGACUUUAACUAAUUUCAACAACAGGUUAACUGUCUUCCUCGAUGGUAAAACUGAGGUUGGAACUGGAAUAACUAAUCUAAACAUACAAUCUAGCAUAUUCAUCGGAGGGGUCCCCUGGGGAUCUUCGACCGAAACAGUCGCCCAACAGGCUGGGGCGACUGUGGAGUUAUCUUUUGGUGGUUGCAUAAUUGUUCAGUCUUUGGCAAAAGAGAUCGAUUACAUAACUGUAGUCAAUGCCAUGCAUAAUGCGGACCUUGAUGGCUGCCGCCCUGCGCCCACAUUAGCGACCAGAGGUCAAAUAGGAAAAUGUUUACCCUUUAAUAGUUUUGUGGUGUAUUCUGGGAAGACUGAGAGAUUUAAUGACUCAUCCGUGGACAUUUUCACCGAUUACCUGUACCGUGUGGAAAGUUACCAUGAUGGAAGUUCAGGUUCAGCUAAAAGCGAGUGGAUUUUGAAACGUAGUGCGCAAGGAGGU